AUGAUGACCUCAACAAGCAAUCCAGACAAACAAGCCAACGGCGUUCCCCCAACUGACGUUGAGCAGCCAUCCAUGCUCAUCAGGGAAAAUUCCAUUCGGCAGCACUCGUCCAACAAAGUGAAUUUUGGAGUGCUUCUCGUCGCAUGGGCUGUCCUGGUCACUGCUGCAUUGGUUGCCGGCUACGUUUUCCUUUUCGCACCUAUUGUUGCUACAGAGGUGCCACUUAAACCAACGUCCAAUUUUACCAUCAAUGGACCAAUAGUUGUCACUCCUGAAAUCACUACAUCUCCCACACCAUUGGAUACCACGCUAGUUCCCUCUACUUCUCCAACCUUGGCUCCCACUGUGUCUAAGGAUUUCAAGGGUGCCAUCGAAGACUUUCUGCUCGAAGGCGCCGUCGAAGUUCGUUCUUCUGCUAAUCAGGCGGUGGCCAAGGCAAUCGAUUGGUUGGCGGCUGAAGCUGCCGCUGCCAAUUCUCUAUUCUUUCCAUUUGAUGAGAAGUACUUGCAACGAUUUGGUAUUUUGAUUUUGUACUAUUCAGUAUUCACAGAGGAACGAGAGCUCGGAGAUGGAGAAGUUUCUAUGCCCAACAUUGGGAUGCGAACACAAGACGAGUGCUUUUGGAGAGGAAUGAAAUGCGAUAAGAAGGGAAGACUGGUCGAAAUCAAGCUGGGUAAUAGACAGCUGGACGGUGUUUUGCCUUCCGAAUGGGGUUUCUUUCCGCGCCUCAAAUCAAUUGAUUUUUCCAAGAAUGACUUGAAAGGAAGCAUCCCAGGAGAGUUGUAUGACAUCAGGGGAUUGGAAGAAGUAUUCAUGUACAAGAAUCAGUUGAGUGGGACCAUUAGCACCAAAAUUGGAAAAUUGUGGAGCUUGAAAAGGUGGCAUGUGAGCCAAAAUAAGCUGAGUGGAUCUAUUCCAAGGGAAUUGCAAUCCCAGGGGAAUAAGCUUCGCCAACUUCGCUACUUCAAUGUUCAUCGCAAUCAGAUGACGGGCUCCAUUCCUUCCAAUCUGCGAUGGCGUCAAAUUGUAUACAUGGACUUGGGCAACAACAAAUUUUCAUCGGAAAUUCCUGAAGAUUUUGGAAGAGAAGCUAUCAGAUUGAGGCAUUUGUACUUGGAUCAUAACAACUUCGAGGGUUCAGUACCCUCAACCGUUUUAAAUUCUGGUGGCGAUCGCAUCCGAACAUUGACACUCAAUGACAACAACUUCACCGGCACCCUACCUGUAAACAACAAUUCCGAGAUAAUUGUCGAACUCACGAUUCAAAACAAUAAUAUUGUUUCGAUGGACAGGAGUAGCUGCCAAUUGGGUGUCUUUUCAGGUGGAGAGCUAGUCGAAUUCAAAUCGGAUUGUCUCGUUUGCCGAUGCGGGUUCGGGUUGAUGUGCCGAAACUGCCAGUUGUAG
Messenger RNA from Cylindrotheca closterium, 1404 nucleotides. The record is from the annotation of a GenBank genome assembly. Lineage: Eukaryota; Bacillariophyta; Bacillariophyceae; Bacillariales; Bacillariaceae.